Messenger RNA from Lactuca virosa, 342 nucleotides. The record is from the annotation of a GenBank genome assembly. Lineage: Eukaryota; Viridiplantae; Streptophyta; Magnoliopsida; Asterales; Asteraceae.
AUGGCUGAAGAUGAUACAUUGGUCAUUGAAGUCCAGUACAACGGGAACUUCUUCCCGAGACCAUUUAUGUAUCUUGAUCCGGAUAAAAAGGAGAUAAGGAUGUGCAAAUAUGUAUACUAUUGUCCAGACGGCCAAACAUUGUGUCAAGGAUUGGCCACAUUGCAAAAUGAUUGUGAUUAUCAUGAAUUUCUUGAGUAUCUUCAUGAGAAAAAGAAAGUAACUGUGUAUGUGGACCAUAUCCAUGAACCCUUGUUUGACUGGAUUGAAAUGGAGGAGCCUGAACUUGAAGAUGAUACCAACUCCAACGAAGAUGAAGUUGAUGUAAUAGAUAAAGAGGGUUAG